AACGCACAACAAAUACCACCCACCACCUCACUACCAUGCUCAGUCUUGCCACCAACGCCGUGACGGAACGUCUCAAAAUCGGGGGCAUCGCCGUGCGUCGCAGUCUAUCGCCCAAACUUUUGCUGAAAGUAGAGACCAACUUGAACACGGACGGCAGCUGCUUAGCAUUAGAUGCCAAACACGAAGAAGAAACCUCAGAAUUGUGGAACGACCAGGUCAUUGCCAGCGUAAAGAUCCCGAAGGAAGAGGUGCAACUCGGCCACCUCAUUGGCCAAGGAGCUUCCGGGGAAGUCUACUCGGGAUCGUUAAGAGGCGAGAAGGUGGCGGUCAAGAAGCUCCGAACAGAAACGCAAGAAAAUGAGGAGCACGUCAACAAGUUCCUGGCCGAAGUGAAGACCUCAGCCACGCUCGAUCACCCGCACAUUGUUGGCUUUGUGGGUGUGUCCUGGACCUCCGUGUCCGACGUAUACGUCAUCCAAGAGUUUGCGGAAGGUGGCGAUCUACGGUCGCUACUGGACAAGUACGAGGCUGAGAAACACGUCGUCGGUUUUGACCAGGAAAAGACAAAAAUCGCAAUGCAGAUUUGCAGCGCACUCGCCCACAUGCACUCGCAGUCGCCUCCUGUGAUUCAUGGCAACCUCAAGUCGAGGAAUGUGUUGCUGAACAGCGAGUUGGAGGCCAAAGUGACCAAUUUCGGUACUGAAAGCAAGAAAAAGACGCUGUGGAUGGCUCCCGAGAUCCUUCGUGGUGGGAAGCAAAGCACCGACGCCGACAUGUUCUCGUUCGGUGUUCUGCUGUCGGAACUCGACAUGCUCUCGGCUCCGUACUCUCAAGCGCGGAAACAAAUCCACGACUCGAGCUGGUGCAUACUGCAGGAUGCUGCUAUCUUGGAGAAGGUGACCAAGGGCAGUCUCCGCGUGGUCUUUUCGGAGUCUGGCCCCAUGGCUCUGGCAGAACUUGGACGCGCAUGUGUAUCCAUAAACCCACUCAACCGCCCCACUGCCUCAGAAGCGCUGUACAGGCUUCAGAUGAUUUUGUCGGAGGAGCUGGCGUAAGGUCCUUUUGCUGAUUUGGGUCGUGAUCCGACGCCGCUUUUCCUCUCUUCAUUGAUAGAUUUGGUGUACAUAAUAAAUAUCUUUCUUUUGCACAUG
Molecule: messenger RNA, 1151 nt
Organism: Phytophthora infestans T30-4
Lineage: Eukaryota; Oomycota; Peronosporomycetes; Peronosporales; Peronosporaceae
Product: protein kinase, putative
Exons: 1
Coding region: 36-1055 (339 amino acids)
Biological process (GO): protein phosphorylation
Molecular function (GO): ATP binding; protein kinase activity
Source: RefSeq, a predicted model, not a curated record